Polypterus senegalus (gray bichir) is the source of this 9636-nucleotide messenger RNA. RefSeq lists its product as uncharacterized. Gene Ontology annotation, molecular function: chemorepellent activity; semaphorin receptor binding. Gene Ontology annotation, biological process: negative regulation of axon extension involved in axon guidance; neural crest cell migration; negative chemotaxis. The record is from RefSeq and is a predicted model, not a curated record. NCBI's taxonomy places the organism in Eukaryota, Metazoa, Chordata, Cladistia, Polypteriformes, Polypteridae. Bases 107 to 2026 code for a protein of 639 amino acids. The transcript has 14 exons.
AUACAUAAAACAGCAGUGAGACGAGUUACUAUUCUGCUCAGACAGAGACGUAAUUGAGGACAAGGAAAAACGCCGAUAGGAUCGCUAAUCACCGUUAGAAGCAAACAUGAAACAUUUAAUAUUGAUAUUAUCGUUUUUAGCAGUUUUACCAAUAUUUGCACAGAAAGUUCCUCGGCUCAGAUUCAGAAUUAAAGAUCCAGUCCGAUAUCAGUUUUCCAAAGAGGAAAACUACACGAUGUUUUUUCAUGAAGAAGGGACAGAUGUCAUUUUUGUCGGAGGCAGAGAGGUCAUCUAUGUCUUGCAGUUUAAAGACUCCAAAGUCAGUGCCACUGAGGUAAAUGUUGAAGUGGAUGAAAAUGCAAAGAAGGUCUGCCUUUCCAAAUCCAAUGUACUGCAGACAGAAUGUGAAAACUUCAUUACAACAAUUCAACCACUGGAAAAUGAUCACAUUGUGUGUGGCACCCAUGCAACAGCUCCCAAAUGUUGGAUGCUGGUAAAUGAAACCAAUCUGAGUGACACUGUGGCGCAGCAGUUAAACCCAAAGGACAUUUCACCUUCUUUCCCUUCCCAGCGCUCCUUCACUUUAUCUGCAGAUGGCAAUUUUUACUCAGCACUCUCUAUGGCAAGAAAUUUUAGUGGUACCAUUCGCCGAAGCCUGGGUAACAAGAAGCAAGUUAAAACUGAAGUAAAAUGGUUACAAAAUCCUCAGUUUGCUGGAGCAGCUGUUAUUCCAGGGAAGGAAAAAUACAAAGAAGAGAUAUAUGUCUUCUUUACAGAACUUAACAAAACAUCUACCAUGGAUGAAAAUCCAUACCGGGCAAGAAUAGGCCGCAUCUGCAUGGUUGAUGAAGGAGGAAUUCGAGGUACUCUCCAAGAUUCAUGGACAACAUUUUUAAAAGCUCGAGUGAUGUGUGGCUUUCCAUCCACACUUCGACAAUUCAACCAGUUCAAGGAGGCCUAUGUGCUGAACAGUAACACAAAGCGGGAAGGAAUAAUAUAUGGCAUUUUCUCCAAUGCUUGGGAUUCUACUGUGGUUUGUGCGUACUCUCUCUCAGAUAUUGACCAAACUUUCAGAACAUCCAGGCUAAAAGGAUAUACAACUGCUCUGCCUCAACAGCGACCUGGAAUGUGUGUUUUUAAGAAUGUGACUUCCAGUUACACUGCAAAAGUCCUUGGCAUCAUCCGAGACUACUCAGAAAUUGAAGAUAUAAUUAAUCCUUCUGGCAUGCAGCCACUGAAUCUACCACAAGUUGAACGCUACACAAAGAUUGUUGCUGACCGUGUCCGUGCUUCAGAUGAAACCUAUUACAAUGUGCUGUACCUGGGUACAGAAAAGGGUAAGAUUUAUAAAGUGAUGCACAGUGAUGAUGAAGUCUUCACAAUUGGACAAUAUUCAGUUUUCCGCUAUGAAGCUCCAGUCACAGCAAUGACAAUUGACACCAUCACGGGAUAUCUCUAUGUUGGAACAACAUUGGAAGUGCAGCAGCUUCCAUUGGCUAAUUGCAGUAGCUAUGGAGACACUUGUAGGAGAUGUGUCCUUGCUCGAGACCCAUAUUGUGGUUGGGAUCUGGUCAAUCACAAAUGUUCUGCCAUUCCAGAAGGAUACAAUUUCAGCUCUGGUGAAUUCCUUCAGAACCUGCUGCAGUCCAAUGCACCUGUUUGUGAAGAGGUUACAGAUCCCAAAGUCCACAAUAUGCUCCCUAAGGAAGUGACCUUAGAUUUAGGCAGCUACAUCUCACUGCCCUGUCCAGUGUACUCCUACCAUGCAACAUAUGUGUGGGAAAAAGACAACUGUCAGAAACGCUACCACUGUAUUAUAAAUGGGGAUUCCUGCCCACUUAUAGACACUGAAGAUUUCCCAAUGAAGGAUGGUGUAUACCGUUGUACUGCCCAAGAAGAGGGGCAGAAAGAAGAGAUGGUGUCAUACAGACUGGUAUUCAGUGAUGCUCCAGCAGGCCUGCUGUCUGCUCAGAUGAUUGUGCUUGUGUCCUCUUUUGCACUUUCUGGUACUCUCUUGUUGAUGUAAGACUGCUAUCUGGCCACAGGGGGCAGCAACCUUUGCCUUUUGGCACUGUAGCACUUACAGAGUUGAAUCAGAUAUCUAGAAACAUUUUAAUAAGAUAUGACUUGACAGAUAAAAUUGUAUAAAAGCAAUUAAAAAAUUUUUUAUUGAAAAUGUGGCUGAUAUUUAAAAUGUCAAUUUAGACGACGCACCUGAGAUUAUAAGAAAUGACAUUAAUUGAUUAAUUCUUAGUUUGCUAUAAAGGUUGCAAGCAUUAAUUUCAAAUAACUGUGUAAUUACAGCCAUGCUGUAUUUUAUCAGAUUUUCCUGUGUGCAUCAGUUUAUUUUUUCUGUCAUAAUGCACUUUCAAAGAAGCUGAGUAUAUUUUGUAUUGUGAUCAGUAAUGGUUCCUCAAGAUAAGACUCUUAGGCCUUCCUAACAUUUACAUUUAAAACAUAUAUAAAAUUACAUUUAAAUUACUUAACAAAUUAGAUGUUUUGUCUUGUAGCAGGUAGCCUUGCCACUAUACAGUACUUAAAUGCUAAAUUGAAAAUGGGCAAAUUAAAUUUAUAUUCAAUUUAAAAGCUAAAAACAGAUGAAAAUUUAAUUCUGAGCAGCUUCUUCUUUGGCAAAAAUUAAAUCUGGAUUUCAGCAUCAAGCCAAACUCUUUGAAGUAUUAUUACAUUAAAAAUCAGCAAAAAUCUAUUAAAAUCCUAUCCAUGCACAUUGGUUUUGCUAUUUAACAACCAUCUAGAAUGAUGUUUACAGGUGGUGUGUCAAGAGUUCACAAUGGUCAUCACUGUAAUUCCUGUUCUGGCUGUGCAAGGCUUGAAGAACCAGCCAAGAAAAAAAUAAAAAUAACAAAGACCUGGAAAAAAGGAAACAGGAUUAGCAGCUGAAAUUACAAGCAAUGCUUAUUUUAUUUAGAAAGUUAACAUAAAUACACCACUGUUAUAUUCUUUAAAUGCUGGUAAAUGAUUACUUAUUCUUUUGAAGAAAUAGUGUUCAUGCAUACUGAGAGUCUUCUUUGGUAUUUUAUUAGUAGCACCAACAGAGGGCAAAACAUCACACGGCUAACAAAGAACAUGUAAAAAGAUGUGGAAUGUUGCAAAAUAAUCAACACUGGAUGCUAUGCUGCUCCUCCACAGCACAUGCGGAACUGUCUUUUAUGACUACCGGCAGUAUGUAUGAUUCCAACACUUUCUGCUUCCAACAGCAGAAAAUUGAUGAAUCAAUCUUCAUUUAUUCCUGUUACAUUAGUGUUUAGGGGACAUACAGCACUACAUUUUAUUCAAUUCAAAUCAGACAUUCUUCUCUUUAUCAGCUAGAAUGUAAGGAAGGAAUAAAUUAAAGCAAUAACUCAAACUUAUCGAAAAAUCUAAAAGAUCAGAAAAAGCUUAGCAUGCUCAGUCAACUGAAGAAUAACACUUCUUCCUCAAAGUGAAUAAAUUGUUCUUCUAAUUUAACAUACAUAAUCUAAAUUUAUGUGAAUAAUAAACAAUUUAAUUCCAAUAAGGUCACAUUCCCAAAAUGUGCAGUUCACUAAAGUACAUGCCCAGUGACAAUGCUUAUAACUGGCUUUAUGAAACAGAUUAAUUUUAGACUGAGACAAAAAAGAUGUGUGAACUGAACAGUUCUGAGUUGUGUUUGAUCAUGUUUUGCACAAAUUGAGGAAUACUGCAGUUAUGUGAGGACUGAUUUCAAUUUGUUACCUGAAAAUGGUAGUUGAAGGUCCCAAUAUUGACUUAGGCUAUCUGGAAAUGCACUAAAGCAUGUGUAAAGCAUGCAGCUGGAAAGCAUUAUUUCUACAGCAGAUAAUAAGGGAAGUUGACUGGUUUUAUCAAAGUCUCUAACCUGCCAGUAAUAUAGAAAAGUUUUAAUAAAAGAUUAAAUUUAACACACAGGUAUUUAAAAAAUGCAAAUAUAUUGUCAGUAUAUAAUUCUUUAAAGGUUACAUAAUUUAAAUAUUGAGUACUUUAAGAAUGUUGGGAAUGCAGUUUUCUUCCAAGGACACAACUGACAGUAAUAUAUCAGCCUUCAAGUGUCAUCUGCUCUGUACCAAAAUUUACUGUAAGUAAGAGUAAAUCAGCAGAAUACUAACUAACUAGCAGUAACCAUACUGGUAGUGACAGCAAAACAUACAAGUAAAAAUUAUUGCAGGACUUCCUCUCUGUAGCUAACCAAACAAGUAUAUAUUAAUUUCUUUCCGAUUUAACAUUCCAUAUGCUCACAGCAUGUAUAUUAUAGCAGUCUUAGUAGAACUGAAAGUUCCAAUUGAAGUGAGAGUACUGAUUGAUGCUAUUAUAAAAGGCUUUUUUUCUGAAAUGUCAGCAAAGAAAUCAGGAACAUAUUGACCUGAUGAUUUCAUCCUUAGGCAUGCCUCUCUCCUUGGUACAGUGAACCACAUUUUCUUUAUCUUGAAAUUUCUAGGAUGUAGUAAUAGUACCUUCUUGAGACUAUUAAGAAAUAUUUUUGUACAUUGUAUUGUUUCUAAAAUGCCACAGACUAAGUUUAGAAACCAAAGAAAACACCUGGAAAAAGAUUCUGAUUUAAUCCGUUAAGAUGUAAUAGUUUUGAUCAAGAAAGAAAACAUACACCAUGAGUCCCAAAAUAGGCUUAAUUUAAACUUAUAUAUUUAAAAAAGAUUGAAUUACUAAUUUUCUAUAUAAUAAUAACAAGAUCCAGUAAUCCAAACAUCCAAUUAAGAAUAUAAGUCCAUAAUCCAAACAUACAAUCAAUAAGAUGAGGCCAAGUAAUCCAAAAAUAAAAUCAAGAACAUAAUGCCAACUAUUACAGACACACAAUAAAGGAGAUAAGGCCAAGUAAUCCAAAAAUAUAACCAAGAAGAUAAUUUAGGCCUAAAAAACAAAAGGUUGACAAUUACAAAAUUGAAAAUUUCAGAAGAAAAAAUUAAAAGAACCCAUAUCAUAACACCCAAACUACCAAAGCUCAAUUACAAAAAUGAUAAGAACCGCUAAGCGUCACAUAUGAAAGGCCAAGGAUAACAAAAGGAUAAAAGUAACUUCACAAAAGCACAAAAGGGGAGCCAAUACACAAUGAAACAUACUCAGUUCCCCAGCUGUUAUCUUAAAUUUUGCACAGUACUUAAAGAGUAGCUCAGAUACCACUCAUUUUAACAGCAUACCUCUCCCCUUGGCACGACAUGAAGACAGAAAGGACAAAUGUGAGACAAAGGACAAUUACAAAACCAACACAAGAAAAUAAAAAAAAAUGAGAAAAAAGAAAACUUAAUGAAAGCCAAUUGUACAAUAAAACAAAGUAAUUAACAAAAAAUAUUCCAUUAACUCAAAUAACUAAACAAUCUACAAAUAAACAAGAAACAGUAAGCUCUGUUAUUUAAUAAUAAUAAUAAUUCAUCAUGUGCUUCAACUCCUCUACAUCACAAAGACUGUUCCUUUCUCAAUCUGUAAGGGAUACUUCAAUUAAAUGUCUAUACACUUGACUCACCCUAUAUUGUUUGAUAAGGUGUAUCAAAGUAAGAGCCACCUGACAACAUAUUAAAAUACAAAAAAGAAAUAAUAUGAAAGUGUGGUUAUAGGAACAACAAAUCAACAUUAUGCAACCAAGACCCUACCGCUCUACUUUUGCUGCUUAUACAUAUUUUUGUUACUUUUCUAUAGUGUAGCCUCCCCACAUUCUCUCCUUGUGUUCAGUUCAGAUCCUUGCUAUUCUCUACAUUUCCAGUCUUUUGAGCUUGUGAAGCCCCAUUUUCAUGAACCGUCUAGUGAUUCACUGUGUUUUUUAAAGCCCAUGCUAAAUAUCUGGAAUUCAGAACACAACACCUUAACUGAGAGCUACAAAAAUCCAACAUAUUGAAUCUUAAUUUAAAUUCUUAAAUAAAUUAAAAGUAAAGAUUUUAAAAAAUUAGAAUGAGCUCAAAUAAUUAAUCACAAAUCCAAAUAAACAAUUACAGAAUACUUACACCAAACUUCAACCACACUAACUAACUAAAACAGGAACAAGGAAAUUAAAAUAGAAUGGUACAAUGAAGAGAAAAAUGGCAAAAUGAAGCACUUAAAGUAAUACAAAAACCACAAAGGGUUCCCUGUACUUGAUGAAAGAAGGGAAAUUGCAGAAUCUAAUGAUUCACUUUCAAGGUUUAUUAACACAGAAAAUAUUAAUUAAACUAGAACAGAAGAAGAAAUUAAUUCCAAACACAGAUAAUGCAUCAAGAAGGACAACAUGACUAUCAGAAAAAAGUUUUCCAAGGGGCAAAGCAUAAAAACAAAAGGACUUAGUACAUGAACUAGAGGCUACAGGCUGACUGGAAGUGCACUGCUUUCCUUAUAUUAAGUAGCCCCUCCUGCUGUAUAAUUGGCUCAUCAUUACCUAAAUUACUCUUCACUUGUAAAGACUGUCAUUACUAGGCUAAACCUAAAUGAGUUAAUGUUAUCUAUCCAUUCACCAAAGUGGGCAGAGUUCAAAUAUUUUACUUAUCAGAAUAAAGUGGUUCAAAAACAGAAAGAUAACCUUAAAGGGGGUGCCAUAGGUAGACCACAGGCUAAUCCAUGACACAGUUUUUCAUGGCACUUCUUUCCAAAUUGUUCAUCAUUAAAGUUACAAAAUUACUUGGGCCACAAAUUCAAACUACGUUAUAUUUCUUUUUGGAUAUCUUUUCCCUUGAACUUUACGUCUAUGUACAAUCAAAAGUUGAACUUCCUUCCUGUUUGGACAGUUGUGCUUAAGUGACACAAGCAAGUAAUCCUUUUAAGAUUACCUGGUGGUGUAAUUAAUCAAUUUUUCAACACAAUCAUGAUGAUUCUUAUAGACUCUGCUUAUGAGACUCUGGGUCAUUUUUGCUAGUAUGCCCUUGAGGAAUGGCUGAAGCAGGUGAUAUACUUUAUUGAUUUUACAUAUUUUCCAAUACUUAUUCUUCUAAUUUUAUUUCAUUCCAAUAGUUUAAAUUUCUAACUUUUAAUUUUGAAAACUAUUGCCACAUGUGCAUAACAUCAUGUGAAUGACUUUUGUUACAGAUAGCAUAUAGCAUUCUUGUCACUCUGCCAUACUGUAAAAUGAUCUUUGUGGGAUGCUUGGGAAAUUUUUGACAGUAUACAAAUAUUCAAGGAAACUAGCUCACAGUGAAUAUGUCUUAAUGCUAUGCUGGAUACACUUUAUGUAUGAAUCGGCAAAAUCAAAAACAUGAGCUAGUGGCCAUUUAAGUAAAAGAGAACAAAAACAAAUGUCAAAGUAACAAGAUAAUGCAAAUAUUUUUAAUUAGAAAGAAUCAGAAUUUGAAGGGUUUUUAUAAGUAGAUGUGAACUUAUAGACAAUAUGAGUUGAGUAUAUAGCAAUUCAAAAUCAGUACAUAUAGGUAAAGAAACAGUCAAAUAAUACUCCGUUGUAUGUUAAAUCCACUUUGUAAGACAGCAUGUACUUCAUUUUUUUAUUGGCCUAGAAUUCGUUUGCAUGGUGAUCAUUUAAAAAAUAACUGUUAGAAUCAAAGGAUAACUGUACAUAAGUGAUACAACUUAAAACAAAAAAUGUUCAAAAUCAAACAUAAUUGAAAACACAGGAAUACACAAUGUAAAAAUAUUGAUUACUUUGGAUGCAUCUAAGUGUUCUACUACUGCAGUUUUUGAGCUGGGGCUUUGUACAUCUUGUUUAUAAAUAACAAACACAGAGCACGUGUAUUAUAUUCAUGAUAAUUAAAAAAAACAUUUUUAAAUGUGGCAUUAUUAAUUGAUCCAUUAUUGCUUUAUUCUGAAAGCAGUGGGCCUUCAAUCUGUUUUGAAAACUAUGAUAGAAAAAACUUACUUGGCAGAUGUACUGUGAAUUUCUAUAAUGAAUGGCCUUAUUUUUAUUUCACAUAUUAAAUCCUAAAGAGUAAUUUUAUUUAGCAAUCAUUGCUGCCAUAUCACUCACUGCCAUAAAAGUGCAUUCUGUCUAUCUAACGAUGUACAGAACAGCAUGAGGUCAAAGCUACUGCCACUCACUCAUCGCCAUGAUUAAUAUGUAUUCCAUAUCCUGAAUCACUUCAGUAACAUCAAAUACCCUGUUAUGUCUAUGACUCUGUGGAAAGUCUCUGAAGGUUGCUGCCCUCUUAAUAAGGUGCCAAUAGUGGAUAACGCACUGCCAGAAAUUUGGUGGGAAGUUUCAUAAUGUUCCACCAGCCUAUCUGCUGUACAUGUUGCUGACAGCUUUUUGUGUUUGAGUAGUAUUGUUGCACUCUUUGCGAGUUGCCAAAUCAAAUUUCAUAUUGCACUACUUCGGCUUUUUAUCUUUACCUUGGUUUUAAUUUUCCAAACCCUGUAUAUUAUCAUCUCUGCAACAAACCAGCCAAUACAUCUCCAUCUAGAUAUCCUAAACUAAGCAAGUAUUACUAAGGAUUUGUAGUGGCAUAGCUUAUUACUUCUAAUUAAACAGGUAAAAAGGCAAAUUUGCUGAUGUCUGCAGUCUAAUCUGGAACUGGUUUUUAAAGACAAUAAUAUUCCACUUAAGAUUUUGUGCUUUUUAAAAAUACAGUAUGUUAGUAAUGCAUAGAGGUAGAUCACAAAAAUGAGUUGCCUACAGCAACUUUAAGUACGCUUUCACAUAAACCUAACCCAGAGUGUGUUCCUGCUAUGCACCUGAUUCUUUUGGGAUAGGUCAUCAUUCCCAUUUGCAACCUGAACAGGAAUAUGGCACUCACUGAAAAUGGACAAUGUCAGGAUGCCCUAGUUACCAAAUUACCUAAUGACCACAAACCAUCAAAGUAAGAGGAGUGAACAGAAGAAGCAUAAGACUUUGAAGACUAUGCACAAAUAUCCAGAACAUGGCUCUUUCUGCCUUGUGGGUAAGACACCCCAUUCAACACUGUAUGGAAACACACAAGAUUCUCCUUUUUUCCUUUGAUAAAGAGUAAUUCCUUUUAAGUAGUAAUUAAUGUAUUUGGUUUUAUUUUAUGUAUAUUCUAACUACUAAGAGUAAUAAUUUAAUCAGAUUUAUCCAUACAGAAUCACUUCUCAUAUUUUAAGGAUAUCCAUAGUUUGAUUUUGUAUCUUAAUAAUGACCAUACAUACAUUCAGUGAGUAACACACAGGCAGAAAUAUUGUUAUGCAUUAUUUGAUGUAUUAUAAUUAGUAAACUUGUGAGAAAGUUAAAAACACUGUCAUUUUUAAAUCUUAUUCAGAACAUAAAACUCUGGUAUCAUUGUUCCUGACGAAUGGAAGCUUGGGAGAUUGUAAUGUAUGCCUGCUUCUUUAUAUUAGACUUGUUUUAAAUGAAAGUGGGUGUUAAAAGUAAGAAAAAUGUUGGAAACCUCAAAGUACAAGUCAUUUCAUUAAAACUCUCAAAAAAGAGAAGCUAAUAAAGAAACAAUUUAUUUUGCUAGAAAAAAUGUUAUAAAUAUUGACUUCUUGGAAUGUAUUGAUUAUUUAAUUCAAAACAGUAAAUGCUUUGUCAUAUUUUUUUUGAUUGGUAGCAGAAUGCAAUCAGCAAUUUGGUAUCUGAACUGUUCUUUGGCUGGUCUGUUUGGCAGGUUUGUUACUUUAUUCAGGUUGCAAAACCAUGCUUCAUGCAUAUUUUUAUAUUUUUUUAAAGAAUGUAUAAAGUAUUAAAGAAUAAUACUUAAUUGCUUUUACUGGUGACCAUUAAAAAUGGAAACUGUAAGAAAAUAAAGAAACAAAUAUUAACAA